This is a messenger RNA of Copidosoma floridanum, 1160 nucleotides long. RefSeq lists its product as uncharacterized. The record is from RefSeq and is a predicted model, not a curated record. NCBI's taxonomy places the organism in Eukaryota, Metazoa, Arthropoda, Insecta, Hymenoptera, Encyrtidae.
AUGGUAUCGAUAGUUCCUAAAAAAUGUGGAACACACUUGAUAACAAUUAUGUUUGAAAAGUAUGAAAAAGCAUUAGCAGGCUUUUGGAUAUUAAUGGGUGGGGACGAAGAAUUUUGUUAUCAAAUACUUUUCAAGUUUAUAAAACUUUUAUUUCCUUAUUUUAAUCCCAAAGUUGCAGUAGUAGAUUAUGAUCAGAAUAUACAGAAUGGAUUAAAAAAUGCUCUACCAAACAUUGACAUCAUUCCAUCUUUUUUGCAUCAAAUACAAAGUAUAUUCGAGAAUGCAAUAAGAACCCAUGCGGCAGUUAAAUUCAAUAGGACCAAGAACGCAGAAAAGCAUGUGGUGUUGCAAAAAUUUAUGGCUCUGUCACUUUUACCACGAGAUUACAUUUUAUCCAGUUUCAAUCGUCUAAUGACUGAAUGUAAAUCCAAGCAUGGAACUUAUUUUGAUUCGUUUAUUGAUUAUUACACCAAAGAAUGGUUAAACGUAUGGACACCAGAAGCUUUGAGUAUCUAUCGAUUUAAACAUUUUAUGAAGAAUUUUUUAGAAUGCUAUCAAUAUAGACUAAAUUUUAAAAUAGGCAAGGAAUUGUCUCCUCAUUUAUUUAUUGAAAAAAUAAAAAAUGUUUUAGUUAAAACAAGAUUAGAUCUUUAUUUAUUGGAAAAAGGUGAAGUUUUAAGUUACUAUUUAGUUCCUCAGGAUGAAGAGAGGGAAAGAAAAAUGUACAAAACUUGGGACAGACUAGAUAGGGAUUUUAUAACAAUGAACGAAGCGUUAGUGAUUUGUUCUAAUUUACUGAACGAAGAUUUUAUUGACUCGUUACCAGAUUCUGUAAUUGAGAAUAAAAACGCCAUAAGUGAAAGUAAUGUUUAUAGUGCGGCAUCAGAGACUCUCAGAGCUGAACCAAUAUUCAAAAAGCAGAAUACGAGUGUAUUGAAAUCUACAGAAGAAAGAAUGGUUCAGGAUUAGCACGUAAAUUGCUAGAUGACUAUAUUUUUAUAAUGAAUUUAAUGAACGAUGUGGGUCCAGUUUUAUGAUUAAAUGUUAAUAAGCCCCUGGCUCAUGCAUAACGCGAUUAACAAGGUACAUCAUUAAAGUGUUCUUGAAUGAUAUUGUACAACGUGUUAUUAAUAUUUUAUGCAUAGUUGUUGCGUAGUUAU